CGGGCAGAGCCCCCCGCGGCAGGCUUCCCGCGCCAUGGCUCCGUCCUGCAGGAGCUGGCUGGCCAAUGAGGGGAGCAAACACCUCUUUCUGUUUUUCUGGCUCUCCCUCAAUGUAUGGCUCUUCUGGAAAACCUUCCUGCUCUAUUAUCAUGGACAGCAGUAUUAUUAUUUGCAUCAGAUGUUAGGGCUAGGAUUGUGUAUUAGCAGAGCUUCAGCAUCUGUCCUCAAUCUCAAUUGCUGCUUGGUCCUUUUACCAAUGUGCCGUGUUCUCUUGGCCUUCCUCCGCGGAUCUCAGAAGGUUGCCAGCAGGAAAACUAGAAGGCUGUUAGAUAAAAGUAAAACUUUUCAUGUGACAUGUGGUAUUACAAUAUGCAUCUUUUCAGUUUUACAUGUUGCUGCUCAUUUGGUAAAUGCUCUUAACUUCUCUGAGAACUACAGUGAAGAAUUUCCAGCUCUAAAUGUAGCAAACUAUCAUGGUGAGGACCCAAGGAAACUUCUUUUUGCUACUAUUCCAGGCCUGACUGGAGUCACUAUGGUGUUAGUAUUAUUCCUAAUGUGUACAGCUUCUACAUAUGCCAUCAGGUUCUCAAACUAUGACAUUUUCUGGUAUACACACAACCUUUUCUUUGUCUUCUAUAUGCUGCUGAUGAUACAUGUUUCUGGGGGCGUGCUCAAGUACCAGUCUAACUUAGAGGAACACCCUCCUGGUUGCUUUAAUCCUAACAAAACACUCCAAGAGAAUAUGUCGGUGCCAAAGGAUUUUGACGAGACGUUUCCUGACUACACUACUGAGCCUUUCCCAGAGGACUUACCAGUAUCAGAACCCUUUGUACAAAAUAACUUUGUGAGAAUUUGUUCCGAGGAACCCAAGUUCCAGUCGCACUUCCCAGAGACGUGGUUUUGGAUUUCUGGACCUUUGUGCUUAUAUUGUGUAGAAAGGCUGUACCGCUACAUCCGCAGUAAUAAACCGGUCACAAUAACUUCAGUGAUAAGCCAUCCAUCCAACGUCCUUGAAGUGAGGAUGAUGAAAAUCAACUUUAAAGCAAGGCCUGGGCAGUAUGUUAUUCUACACUGUCCAAGAGUGUCAGCACUAGAAAGCCAUCCGUUUACCCUUACAAUGUGCCCUACAGAUACCAAAGCAACGUUUGGGGUCCAUCUUAAAGUAGUAGGAGACUGGACAGAAAGAUUUCGGGAUUUACUGCUUCUACAUUCAAGCCAAGAUAAAGAGAUUCUGCCCAUCUUUCCACAGAGGCGCUAUCCCAAAUUGUAUGUGGAUGGACCUUUUGGAAGUCCCUUUGAGGAAUCCCUGAACUACGAGAUCAGCCUCUGCGUGGCUGGAGGUAUUGGAGUUACACCAUUCGCAUCAGUACUAAACACACUGCUUGACGGCUGGAAAUGCUACAAACUCAGAAGACUCUACUUCAUUUGGGUGUGCAGGGACAUUGAAUCUUUCCGCUGGUUUGCAGAUUUGCUCUGUAUGUUGCAUGACAAGCUUUGGCAGGAGAAUCGACCAGACUAUAUAAACAUCCAGCUGUACCUCAGUCAAACAGAUGGAAUACAGAAAAUAAUCGGCGAAAAAUAUCAAGCCCUGAAUUCAAGGCUUCUGAUUGGACGACCACGAUGGAAACUCCUUUUUGAUGAAAUUGCAAAGUGUAAUAGGCGGAAAACCAUUGGAGUUUUCUGCUGUGGACCAAGCAAAAUCUCUAAGAUACUCCAUAAACUGAGCAACACCAGCAAUUCUUAUGGGACAAGGUUUGAAUAUAAUAAAGAAUCCUUCAGCUGAAAGUCUGUUGUAAUAACAAGACUCUCUAGAAGAUAAAAGUGCAAUUUUUUGUUUGUACAACUUAAAAGUUCAGCUGUGGUUUAAGCAGACAAAAAUGUACCAAAGAAUAGCACAGUUUUUCUUAUUUAUGAUUAUUUAAGUCUAUGGAAAAUGAUGGGUGCAGCAGUAUACCAACAAAUAGUAAUGGCUUAUAUUCAAAGCUAAAUAUGUUCACACAAUAUUUGUGGCAGUGGUGAUUCUUUGGAAAUGUUUCUGUUAAUUAAAAGAAUACAAAAGCUAGGGAGAGACACAGUUUCUUUAAAGCUGAUGGAAGAAUGAUCUAUGCAACAUUUGAACUUCUUCCAUUUCAAUCUUCUGAAAUUGGAUCAGUCAGCUAAACCUGAGAUUAGUCUGAAUGAGAAACAUAGUGCAUUACAAAGACCCUGUGUUUUUGUUGGUGUACGAAUCAUAUCGCUUUUGGAUGAAGACACUCCUUAUUAAAGAUUUUAAGCAUUGCAGAAUUGGGAUCCUGUGUGUAAAAUAUACAAUGUUAUUCUCUCUAGUCUACUUCCAUAAUAGGUGUUAAUACUCCUAU
Rhea pennata is the source of this 2357-nucleotide messenger RNA. RefSeq names its product NADPH oxidase 4 (gene NOX4). Gene Ontology annotation, biological process: defense response; superoxide anion generation. Lineage: Eukaryota; Metazoa; Chordata; Aves; Rheiformes; Rheidae. Gene Ontology annotation, molecular function: superoxide-generating NAD(P)H oxidase activity. The coding region runs from base 35 to 1783 and encodes 582 amino acids. The transcript has 18 exons. The record is from RefSeq and is a predicted model, not a curated record. Gene Ontology annotation, cellular component: NADPH oxidase complex; plasma membrane.